Ectocarpus sp. CCAP 1310/34 is the source of this 1365-nucleotide messenger RNA. NCBI's taxonomy places the organism in Eukaryota, Phaeophyceae, Ectocarpales, Ectocarpaceae. The record is from the annotation of a GenBank genome assembly.
AUGAUCGAUGACGUAAAAGAGCUGUUGACUGUGGGAUCGAAGGUCCGCGAGGCCAUCGAGGCCACCGAUGUCGCCAAGAAGAGAAGGCGCGCCCGACUGAAGGACUACGACAGCACGCUCCACGUGCUGCUGCAGAGCGGGUCUCCGGAUAAGUUCAAGAGCGAGCUGCAGAGGUUGCAUGAUAUCUACCAUGAAAUAGAGGCGCUGCACGUGAAACACACGGCGGACCCGGAAGACCCGACGUGGGUCAGGUUUGCCAAGAAAGUCAACAGAGGAACUCAGCACAAGUCUAUCGAGGAGGACUUGGACGCCAUCGACGGACAAGCCCUCCAGCUCAUCACCGCCAUUGCCGCGAAAUCGUCGAUCGGCAACAGCAAGGCGAUUCGGCAAAUAUUGCAAGACUUGAAGCUGGAGGGAAGGCGUGUCAGCGGUGGUAGUACGCUGCUAGUCGCGGGGGGAGUCUUCGGAGCUGUUUUCGUCGAAAUCGCGGCAUUGGCGCUGGCGCACCGAGACGGAGAAGCACCUGUCGAUGUAUUCGAGGCGGUUGAGCUCGUUUUGCGCGACUUUGGGCCGGACGGGUUACGCGUCAGCGAUGGGACCCAGCUGUUCGUCGUGGGGUUGAUCGGGGCGCUGGUCGUUGCCUUCGGAGCUGUGACGACUGCUCAACGAAAUGCCGUCUUUUCCAUGAUCCGUGCUGCCGACGGCCCCAUCAACCCAGAGACGGCGCUCGCCCCCUCCACGGUUGUCGGCAUGGGUGGAGGUGGGAAAACGGUGCUAGCCUCAGCCAUCGUGCGCGAUCCGAGUGUGAGGGAGCACUUUCUUGGUGGGAUUUCCUGGGUGAGCGUGGGCAGGAACGGAAAGAGAAGUCUUCCGCCCCUCCUGCAGACCCUAGCCAGGGAGAUUACUACGGCACCCACGGAUGCUCCGCACGGCGUGCCUCACGCCUUGGACGGCCUAGAACAGGUUGUUACGCGCUGUGGACGUCCGCCAUUGGGUCUCGGCAUGGCGGUCUCCAUGCCCAUCGUGAAAGGGAAGGGCUUGACCGCCGGUGCCUGGACAAAGCUGUUCAAGGAGUUGGAGAACGUGGCCAAGAAGAUGCGGGCUCGCGGGGAGCAGUCGACGUCUCUCAAGUUGGUAAUCGAAACCAGCUUCGACGCCUUGUUAGCACGGAAGCGAGAGGAGAUGUCUGUGAUGGCGGCCGGAGCUGUUGCACCGAUCGAGAUGCUACUAAACCUGUGGGGGAUUCAGGUCAUGUUCCUGGACGGGCAAGCGAGUUCUCUCUCACUUCUUGGUCGGUGCACUUGUCUCUUUGUUCGGAGAUCUGCUUUCUGCGAUCCGGAGAACUGUUGUGAUAGUGGUUGGUGA